Molecule: messenger RNA, 542 nt
Organism: Odontomachus brunneus
Lineage: Eukaryota; Metazoa; Arthropoda; Insecta; Hymenoptera; Formicidae
Exons: 6
Source: RefSeq, a predicted model, not a curated record
UCAGAGCACUUAUCAGUAGGUGCUUUCCAACAAGAGACACAAGUCAUCUUAUCAAUACAAAAACGGAGAAUGAUCCUUUGGUAUUAACAUGUGAGGAGCAAUAUAGUGAUAUAAAUAAUGUACCCAUUGUAGUAGAAGGAUAUCCCCAAUCAACGGAAAUCUUGCAAAGUACUAACAUAAAAGGUAAAAUAGAAGAUGCCAUGAAACGACGUGCAAAAAGUCCUCUUGAAAGUAAUGAUGAUCUCAUCGCACCGUUUUUACCAAUGAAAACAGUAGAAGGCAUAAAAGAAUUUGACAUAGUACUGAAAACGUCAGAUGAAGCAGUGACACAAUUUAAACAGUUUCUAUCGAAAAGUGGUGGUAAUAAUGGCAAGGAUAACAUACAUAGAUGUUUAAAAAAAAUACUAACAAAUGAGUGCGCCAUGAAAUGUUCGUGGAAGGGAUUGCGGAAUAAUUUUAUAAUAUCCAAUUUAUAUUUCAUAAGAAUUAUGAAAGGAGAGAUAAUAUUACGCUAUAGUAUUUUUACAGAAUGUGAAUUUGAU